GGAGGCAGCAAUUUGUUGACCGCAGAUACACUGCAAACUAAAAGAAGGAGAAGAAGAAGGAGGAGGAGCAUCAUCAUUAACGGCUGCCGCUGAAUUGUUUGAAAUAACGCAAAAGAAGGUCGGCGCGUCUAUUGCCGCCGACAUACAACAUUAAUCUAACUCCAGGGAAAUGGAAAUCCUUGAUUUCUCAGAAGAUGAAAUUGAACGUCAGUUGGCAGUACUGGGCUACACCAAUAUCCCAAAACACAGACUACAUGAAUUCAAACGAGAUCUUGAUCAACUGAUUCAGCAUGAAAGAUCGAAGAGCCAUAGCUCAAGUGAUGUGAACUCUCCAAGAUCCCAAAGCAGAGCCAGUGGGAAUUCCUCGAACGGCCCGGCAGUUCUCAGAGAGAAGUUGCAGACUCAGAGACCAGAAUUAAACUUCAGGAUCAGUCUGCCGAAAACAUCACUGCGAGAAAGACCAGUGGUGCAUUCCAUAUAUGCUGCAGACAAUUUGAGUGAGAGACCAGGGCAGUGUGAUUCUUACCCAAGGUAUUCAGUUUCUGCCCAGUACCCCUGGACUUCAUCUGCUCUCCAAAGGCUGCGGGAAGAAAAUGACCAUAAAAACAUGAGCAGUUCUAUCUUGGAUACAAACAAGUCCUCAAAUCCCCACUCUGUGUUUGGGGUUGCUGAGAAGCCUUUCAUUAAACGGAAAGUUCUAAGGAAACUGAGCGGGCAGUUGCAUGUCUGUGAUGAAUCCAUGCAUAACGAAGACUCAGUGGACGGGCUGGAGGACCAGUUUGAAAGGCUGCAGGUAUCGGUGACUGCAUCCGAAUCAGAGAAUCUGGAUUCGGAGCCAGACAGUGAGGAGGUGGAUAGUUUAAGUGAAGCUCCAAAUGCUUUUCAGGCUUACAGUAAGGCAAUGUCCAGAUCCCGGAGUGAAAAUGACAUUCGAACAUAUCCAAAAUCCUUUAUUCGGCCGCAGAUGGCACACCCUCACACAAGAAACCUAAAGAAGACCGACCCAGUAGCAAAGUAUUUUCAGUAUAAACAGGACUGGGAGACUUUCCGAGCACCUGGAGAGAAGGAUAGAAAAGGACUUCGCUCAGACAUUCGGGAGCAAAUGAUGUACAAAACCAGGCCGUCUAUGAAACUGCAGAAAAUCUAUAUCCCAAACUCCUAUGUAGUGCCAACAGAGAAGAAACGGUCUGCCUUGAGAUGGGAAGUGCGUCAUGACCUGGCAAAUGGGAUCCCACCCCAAAGAAUCUUCUACCCAUUAUAGGGAAUGCAGCACCAGCCUUAGUUGUGUGCCUUGUACUCAUGGAUACAGAGAAUGCAAUAUUGGUGGAUGUUUUUAAGUGUGAUUUUAACAACAAUAAAUUAUAUUUAAGCAGAUUUUCAUUAGAAUCCAUGUAACCAUUGGUAAACUGACAGUUGGAUUGUCAGUUUUUACUCCACUGUCAUGAUUUCUUUCCUUCAAUGAAAGUCACUGUAGAGGAAUUUAAAAGGAUAGAGAGGAGUGAAUCUGCGAUCAUGCUGAAGAAGCUUCUUUUCCAGAAUAUUCACAGCUUCCAGGGUGUAAUUGCCAGCGUUUCAUUGUUCAGCAUGCAGCACAAAAUCACAAACUUUUUGGCUACCAAAUCUCAGUUCCACAAAAUUAUAUUACAGGAUGUAAUUAAGAAGAUUAAUUCUCUAGAAGAGAUUCGAAAUUGGCUAGCUAUACUUUUGCCCUCAACAGCACCCUGGGGUAGACGGACGUGUCAAAAGGGUGAUCUCACAUUGAUGAGCAAACACACAGGUGCAAGUUUACAAUUAGAAAUUUAUUUUAAUAAACUGAGCAGCCUCAUCUACUGAAAAGGCAGCUCUGGCACCCUGCAGAUAUGGGGGUGCAUUUUUUUUUGUUUUUUGUUUCCUCCCCCUCUUUGUUUCGCUCACUCUCAGUUUAGAGGGUAGAACGGAGUUGGCUUCAAUCGUAAAAUCAAGCCCCCAGAGUGGAACCCUCCAGAAUCCGCCUGACAGGGGCUCAAAUGGGGUAGGCAGAAAUCAAGUAGAUAAAUCCCCAUCAUGGCACGCAGGUGACACAUGGUGGUCGUGCUCCCUGGGCACUUUGUAGAAAUCUGCUUGUGGGGUCGUGCACCUCCACUAGCCUGGGUAUCGACCUUCAUGUGCCGGGUCGAAAUGGCAGCUACCUACCUUCAUUUUUCGGGGAUCUAAAAUUAGCGUGUAAGGGUAAUUUUCUGAAUUGAUUCUUAAUUGACAAUGUGUGUUAACAUAAAGACAGUCACAUGAUUACAAAUAACCUUUCAGUGAUAAUCCUUAUUACUAUUAGACCACUUUCUGAAUUAACUGCUUACUAUGAGUCUUUCUCUGUCUCUCUCCAGCAGACAGACAGCCUUUGACCUUAAUGUCUCUGCUUCUCAGCUAGCACAUUCUGGUCUUACAGCAAGGUCAACAAGGGGUACAAGACAAAAUACUGAUAAAUGUUCGUGGCCAGCUUCAUGUCUUUUUAUUUUGGUAAAGCCCCCCCUUCUGGAAAAGUGUAUAAGAGUCUUACUGUGUCUGAUGCAAAUCAGAAAGCCGGUAAGCUUUCUCACUUUGUCAUUUCUUUGCAAAUAAAUCCGAAAGUUAAACUGAAGAA
Conger conger (European conger) is the source of this 2617-nucleotide messenger RNA. It is a transcript of the gene hyls1, whose product is annotated as HYLS1 centriolar and ciliogenesis associated. Bases 170 to 1261 code for a protein of 363 amino acids. Lineage: Eukaryota; Metazoa; Chordata; Actinopteri; Anguilliformes; Congridae. Gene Ontology annotation, biological process: cilium assembly. Gene Ontology annotation, cellular component: centriole; non-motile cilium. The record is from RefSeq and is a predicted model, not a curated record. The transcript has 12 exons.